This is a messenger RNA of Aspergillus heteromorphus CBS 117.55, 589 nucleotides long. Its product is annotated as DUF3759 domain-containing protein. Lineage: Eukaryota; Fungi; Ascomycota; Eurotiomycetes; Eurotiales; Aspergillaceae. The coding region runs from base 1 to 327 and encodes 108 amino acids. The transcript is spliced from 3 exons. The record is from RefSeq and is a predicted model, not a curated record.
AUGGGUUGGUUCAGCGGAAACAGUGAGCAGGCUCAGUUCUCCGAGCAGUUCUCCAACUUCGAUGGCUCCGAGCAGCACAAGGCCAAGCUCAGCCACGAGGUCAUCGGUGGCGCUGCUGCCUACGAGGCCAUGAAGGCCUACGAGGAGCACCAGGCCAAGAACGGCAAGCCCGCCAGCCACGCCGAGGCCAAGGAGAUCCUCGCCGGUCUCGCCGGUGCCUUCAUCGACCGCGAGUUCGAGACCAAGGGUCUGGACUUCAUCGACAAGGAGCGCGCCAAGCACCACGCCAAGCAGCAGCUCGAGGAGGCCUCCGCCGCCGACUUCUAAGCGUUUGAUUGAUUAAGCGAUGGAUUCGAGGGCACCUAUCACUGUUAUGAUGUAUGGUAGCGUGUUUGACAUGAUCUAGAAUAUACCACAUGAACAAACAAAGAACCAAACACCACGUCUUCCUGCGGUAGUUGUAGAGACACUCUAUCAUUGUAUCCUGGCGUCCGUGUUCGACUUCGUACGGCAUUGUACUAGAGUAGAAGGCCAACCACUCGGUGUCUGGCAUCCGUGUCCCUUGCAGCAAAAUAAGCAAUGGAGAAAU